This is a messenger RNA of Colletes gigas, 6629 nucleotides long. RefSeq names its product potassium voltage-gated channel protein Shaker (gene shaker). Gene Ontology annotation, cellular component: membrane; voltage-gated potassium channel complex. NCBI's taxonomy places the organism in Eukaryota, Metazoa, Arthropoda, Insecta, Hymenoptera, Colletidae. The coding region runs from base 472 to 2241 and encodes 589 amino acids. Gene Ontology annotation, molecular function: delayed rectifier potassium channel activity; protein binding. The transcript has 9 exons. The record is from RefSeq and is a predicted model, not a curated record. Gene Ontology annotation, biological process: protein homooligomerization; potassium ion transmembrane transport.
CUUGUGACGAAACUAAGGAUUAGAUGGUGGAGGUGCUCGAGAGGCGGGCUUGGGAGCCUACGGGGCCGAUCAAGGCACCUCGCACCUACGCAGGGCCAGCCAGCCCUGCCGAUCGCUGGCUGCGAGUCCAGCCCUGGCUUUCUCUCUCUCGCGUUCUCCUCGAGGAUGACCUCUUAGCGCGCAGGCUGCUCGCUCUUACCGACUAUCGUUGCUCGUUGCGCCGGUUGCUCGACCAGGUACUCGCUCGGCAUAGCGUCAAGGACAUUGAGAGGCCGAGGAUCGAGGCGUUUCGGGGAAAGGACCGGAAGGAAUACGGCUUGCAGCGCGAAGAGGAUCGCCAGGCGGAGGGAAGAAGGCCGCGCGACAACCGGGACUCAACGGUGAACGACGGAGCCGUGGUUUCGGCCAGGUUAGAGGAUCGGUCAGAGCUCGGAAAGGGCUCCCACGAAACGAGCGAGACUGGCGAGCGCAAUGUGGCAGAGCGGUGGCAUAGGCGCCCACGCGGCCAACAAUCCAUGGAUGAAGUUAAUGGGAAUUGUCCACAAGGACAGAAGGCAUCACGACUCGGGCAGCGCUGCCGUCGCUUCUGGUGCUCAAGGAUUAGCGACCACCGGCAGCAACGAUCGGACGCUCAAUCAAGGACUCACCGCUCCGGACUGCCCCCUCUGCGAAAAAGCGAGAAAGAGGCCGCCUCCAUGCAACAUGCAGAUGAUCCUGGUUGCUGGCGGAUCGCUGCCGAAACUCAGCAGCCAAGACGAGGAUGGGCCGAACCCCCACACCCAAUACACAGGCGUCACGCACUUCGAGCCCAUACCGCACGAUCAUGACUUUUGCGAGAGGGUCGUCAUCAACGUGAGCGGUUUACGGUUUGAGACGCAGCUGCGUACGCUGAACCAAUUUCCGGACACGCUCCUUGGCGAUCCGUCACGGCGGCUUCGAUACUUCGAUCCGCUUCGCAACGAGUACUUCUUCGAUCGGAACCGGCCCUCCUUCGACGCGAUACUUUACUACUACCAGAGUGGCGGCAGACUGCGUCGUCCUGUCAACGUUCCUCUCGAUGUCUUUUCCGAGGAGAUCAAGUUUUACGAGCUGGGCGAGCUGGCCACCAACAAAUUCAGGGAGGACGAAGGGUUCAUCAAGGAGGAAGAGAAGCCGCUGCCGACGCACGAGUUCCAAAGGAAGGUCUGGCUGUUGUUCGAGUACCCGGAGAGCUCGCAGGGCGCCCGGGUGGUCGCCAUAAUAUCCGUAUUCGUGAUCCUCCUGUCGAUUGUGAUAUUCUGCCUGGAGACCCUGCCCGAGUUCAAACACUACAAGGUCUUCAACACGACGACGAACGGCACGAAGAUCGAGGAGGACGAAGUGCCGGACACUAAGGACCCGUUCUUCCUAAUAGAGACUAUUUGUAUCAUCUGGUUCACGUUCGAGUUAUCGGUGCGCUUCCUCGCCUGUCCAAAUAAACUGAACUUCUUCCGUGACGUAAUGAACUUCAUCGACAUCAUCGCGAUCAUUCCUUACUUCAUCACGCUCGGCACCGUGAUAGCCGAGGACCAGGAGGCGAUCGAUCUACCUAAGGCGCCGGUAAGCCCGCAGGACAAGAGCACGAACCAGGCCAUGUCCCUGGCGAUACUCAGGGUCAUCAGGCUCGUCAGGGUGUUUCGGAUAUUCAAGCUGUCCAGGCACAGUAAAGGCCUUCAGAUCCUCGGCCGUACGCUCAAGGCCUCCAUGAGAGAGCUCGGCUUGCUCAUCUUUUUCCUCUUCAUCGGUGUGGUGCUAUUCUCAUCGGCGGUAUACUUCGCGGAGGCCGGCUCCGAGAAUUCGUUCUUCAAGUCCAUUCCGGACGCGUUCUGGUGGGCCGUUGUCACGAUGACGACCGUGGGCUAUGGUGACAUGACGCCCGUGGGAGUCUGGGGGAAGAUCGUGGGCUCCCUGUGCGCGAUCGCCGGUGUGCUGACGAUCGCCCUGCCCGUCCCCGUCAUCGUCUCCAACUUCAACUACUUCUAUCACCGUGAGACUGACCAGGAAGAGAUGCAGUCACAGAACUUCAAUCACGUGACCAGUUGUCCGUAUCUCCCUGGUCAACACUUGAAGAAGAGCUCGGUAUCGGAAUCGUCGUCGGACAUAAUGGAGCUGGAAGACAGCAUAUUGCUCACUCAGUCUGAGAUUACGAAGAAGCCCAACUGCAACCCUCGCCAUAAUAACAAUAUUAAUCCAGCCUGUAUAAGCAUCGAGACUGACGUCUGACUACUAGUGAAGGAGACUGUGGCAGCGUGGUGGCCAGUGCUGGAGCGGUUGUCGAAGAACAGCUGCAGCUCCCUACGGUGCCUGACGUAGGCCUCCUUCACACGUCGUCGUAGUCGCGCUAGCUGCGAGUGCUAGCGAUAACGCGUGUACGCGUGCGCGCUGGCUGUUGGAUCGCACGCGCCUCCGCGAGCGCGCGCGCGCCCUCUGUCCAUAGUCUGUCAAUACGAGGGGUGCUUCCAAAUCCAUUAUUAUACGUCAACGAGAAAGGGAACGAUCGAGAGAGAGAGAGAGAGAGAAAUAGAGAGAAAUAGAGAGAAAGGGAGAGAGAGAGAGAGACGCAGAAAUUCAACGACCAAGAAUCGGCUGAUCCUGAUCAAGCGGGUGCCACGUAAUUUCUUCCAUCGGCACAACGCGUACAAGAAACGGGGGAAAAGAGUGACGACGAGAGCGAGGGUAACGGAACACGUUGAGGAACGACGAGGUAAAACUUAUCGCGUAACAAUAAAUGUAAAAAAUAAGGAUAGCGAUAAGGGAAAGAAAGGAAGAAAGAGUGUGAGAGGUGGCGAUAGCUUCGAAGAAAAGCGAAAAUAAGACAGCCGCUUCGGAGGUGUAACGGUACAUACGCACCCCACGUAGGGACCUACGUGUUAAUAGGGGGGAUGGUGCAGGGUAAACACAUCCCGCGCGUCCAACCCCCACACCACCGACUCCAGUGUUCACUACAAAUGAUAACAAAUAAAUAAAAAAAAAAAAUAUAACAAAUAAAACGAAAGGGAAGAGAAUUAAAUCGUAGCGGCUUCGCGAGGGAAAAAAGAACAAAAAAACGUAAUAAAUAACGAAAGACCGUCGUCGAAUACCCCCUCCCUAACGAUGUUUUUCGCGCGAACCUAGUCGGAGAACGCGCGUUGGUUAACGAAAGGGGGAACCAGUCGGCGACGAGAGCAGGGAAAUCGUACAAGAUAAUACUAAUUACUUAUCGUCGAUGUAAUUAAACACACGUAGGGCGACGGUACGACGAAAACGACGUUCGUUCAAACGAUUAUAUCAACUAAACGCUGCGCGAAAGCGGACGAAGACUCGAUCGAGCGGAAGACCGGAAGAGAAACGCAAGACGGGGAACGGAAGUUACGGGUGAGAGGAUCAACUUCUGGAGUCACUCGUAAACGUUACGUACGAGGGGAACGACUAAAGAAACGCGUGUGUGUCUUGCAGCGGAGAGACUCUUCUUUUUUCCCCGCAACCGAGGACAACCCGCUCGAACCAAGCAAGCCAUCGACGUAUCUGUUUGAACGCUAGACGAUUGGAAUGCAAUUCGUUUCUCGGAGCGUAACACCGCACCCCUACGCACGCGCACACGCGCAAAACAUACAUACACACACACACACACGAAACACGUACACGCGAACAGAGACACACACACACGCGUACAGACAUCACAGAGAGACUCACACUCACACGCACGCGCGCGGCUCUUAUUACAUAGGCAAAAUCAUCUACGAAUGUAGUAACCACGACUGACGUUUGUACGAUACUUCGAAGAAUAGAUCUAGUCAACAAUCGCGUCGAUCCUCGAGCGUGCAGAAUCACGGUGAGUCACGGAAGAUACGCGAUAGAGAAAAAAAAAAGAGGAAUCACGUCGAUUUGCAACGAAAAGGACCUCACCCGUUCUGCACGAUCGAGAUUUAAUACAACGUCGACCGAGUUCCGAGCUCCGGAAGCUGCGACGAAGUUUUUCCAAACGAUCGAGAGGGACGAGAAUCUCUCGGCGACGGGAUCGAGCAGCGGAAUGAGGAAGUCACGAUCGAUGGUCGGAAAAUAAAUGUCUGCCGAUGGUGCGUAUAUAGCCGUGUUCACCGCUCAUUUCGGGCCGCGACGAAGACGCUGUUUCGUACAAUCCAGCCGCGGUACACGCGACUUCCGGUCCUUUUGUCGCGCAACCGACCGAUCCGGUAUUCGAAAAACAGUAGAGGGAGUCGAGUAGUAGCGAAAGCAGUAUCACGUAGAGGCUCUGUAUUCGCGAGCAGUAAUCUUUACGACACAAUAAUACGGAUAUCGAAAUUAGAAACGAAUUCAAUUUGCGUUCAAGGUAGGGAAGGAAGAGAGGCGCGAGUCAGGGCACUCGGGGAGAACUGUUCGAGCGAACGAAACCUUUUUGUUCUCGUCAACGAUUCGCAACGACAAAUCGCUGAUCUUGCGGAGUCGCGAGUCCGUGGGACGGGGAUGCUUCCGUGAAUACGAAUUUUAAUACAUAAACAAAUCUACGACGACAACGUCUGACGCUUUAAAUUCGUAUAUUAUAAUUUUGGUCCACCGUCUAUUGAUUCUAUUCGAUUAAAUAUAGUAUUUCGCUAAAUUAACGAGCUUCAAGCACAAACGUUCGAAUUUAGUUUUUAUUCAAAAUUGUAAAUAAAUUAAAGUAUUAGGACACUAGACAAUCAAACCACGGAACAAUUUCCACGGCCUUCCGACUCGCGGCUCGGUGGUCGAGCAACGAUAAUUUUUAAACAGCGGAUAGAGAGGGAGGGGGGGGAGUCGCAAAAUAUUUUGUUCUCUUCCACUCGCGAGACACGCUUCUUUCAUUUAUGGGUGAGAACGAUCGCGACACGUCGACUGAUCGGGGAAGAGCUAAUUUUCGCACCCUUUCGGCCGAGCGUCCAGUAGAAUAAGCGAAUUAUUAGUUAUAGUGUUAGCCGUACGCGCGUUACAAUUUUAGCGAAUCGUAUACGUCUUUAAAACCGUGGUGAAACGAGUUUGCUCGACGAAUGCCAACGCGAAACAGUAUUUUAAAAACGUUACCUACGUAUUUUUAAACACCAGACUACUUUUAAAGUAACGAUAUAUAAAAGUGAUCGCCGAAAGGGUUGAACGACCGACAAAAAAGUACGAUUUAAGGAUGCCUUUUACUUUCGUACGUUCGCGAAUUCUUUGCCUCGCUUGGCAGGUUACGCGAACUCGAAUCGUUUUCUUUCAUUUGUCCCCCAAUUUAUCGUGUAAAAAACCGGGUCGCCGAGCGAGAGGCAGAAAAAGAUGGCAGCCACAUCGGGGGUUUAAAGUAACAAACGACGGGGUAGGAGGAUUAUCGUUGCGACGAAGCUCGGAUAAGAAAUUUCUGUCGCGUCUCGAGUCCAUGGCAAAAACGAAUUGGCAGGCCAAUCGAUCCCCGUACGCGGAAACGAUCGCGCUUUCCCUAUCUCUUCGCUGUCAUCUCGAUGUUUCGUCUCUUUCCUGGCGGAGAAAGCGCAAUUCCGAAUCGCCAAGACUGCCAUUUCACCAUUCUCAGUAAAAUAUUAACGAAAAUUAAGACGAAAAAAACGAAACAAGUAACGCCGCGUAAACGAUAUGUCCACGAUUAUUUCGAGAAAGUCGUCCGUGCUCGAACGCUUUCCGAUUCAGAAAUCGACCCGAAGCGGACGCUGCACCGUUGCACGCCGAUUUUUUCUUCUCGAUCGAACGACGAUCGAGAACCGUGACGAUCGCCUCUAUCGAGCCAUCUUGUCACGACGAAACCGUGAAAAAGAGAAUUUAAAAAAGAUUUUGUUUCGACCUUCGAACGCGCGAGACUCGAUCGUCACUGUUUGUUUUCCUUCCGCCGGAAGCGGUGGCUCACUGUUGUGCGUGCAGGUCCGCGGGAAGAUACCCUUUUAUUCGAAACGGACAGACGAAAAAGACGUUUUAUUCGAAAGAUCGAAACGCGAUACGCACGCAUUCCGACGGAUAACCGACUACGAUGAAGGAGGAAGUCUAACGUUAAAAGAAAAAAAAAAAUAUAAGUGAGAAAACAGAAAAUUGUAAAACAUUAGAGGUUAAAUCGAUAAAAAAAAAAAAUAAACGAGAACACAAAACGUAGAAACGUAACGCGCGAUCAGCAGAACAAAAAAUGAACAAAUGAGACGCAAGUAAACGAACAAAAAAAAAAUAAAUAUGAAGCGAUUCCAUUAUUCAAUUUAUUAGGUCUUAGACGCGAGUUUUACCAAGGGAUAUAUUCUCAUCUAUCUUUUAUUAGACGAACAAAAACGGAGCAAGAGUUGAAACGGAAGCGACACUUUGAUACCGUGGCGAAUCGGAAGACCGAAUGGAAGGAAGAAUAACUGCGCGUGUGUUUUGUAAGAGAAAAUCAGAGAGCAUGAGGUGUGAAUGGUUACGGCUGCGAAAUGGAGGUCAGUGUGCGUGGAAGAAAGGGGGGAAUGAAAGAUCGCGCGAGUGUUGGGUACCAAGAGAGCGAGACAGGUAACAAAACAAUAAUUAUACAGAGAAAUUUAUGUUACGCGCCUUUAUUACGAGUACUUGAACUUUUCGCCUCGCUACUUUAGUUAGUGAAAGGAAAAAAAAUUUUAACAAAAAGCGCAUCAAAACUACCAAAGCCUAGCUAAUUCCGAGAGGAGAAUUUA